Messenger RNA from Penaeus vannamei (Pacific white shrimp), 931 nucleotides. The record is from RefSeq and is a predicted model, not a curated record. NCBI's taxonomy places the organism in Eukaryota, Metazoa, Arthropoda, Malacostraca, Decapoda, Penaeidae.
AGUGAGUGAAAUCUGGCGGGACGAAUCCGUAGAGUUUUGUCCCGCGGAGGAAAAUCUCGUAAAUUUAUUCUCUCGCAAAAAAAAAAAAAAAAAAAAAAAGAAAUUGAGGUGAAGGCAGCGUGUGCGUGCGUGUGUGCGUGCGCUCGAGACCAAACCAGAAUUUUUAUAUGACGAUGACUAACGCCUCCUUUUCUCUCUCUCUCUCUCCCCCUCUCCCCCUUUCCUUGCAGAGUGCGAACGAGGAGAGACGGAUGAUGAGGGCAUCGAGAGGGACUCGGGAGACUCCGAGGACGAGCUCGACCGGGCCGCCAACUUCACCAUGGCGGACGCUCUGCAGGUGUGCGAGAGCCGGCUAACGAGCAGCGGCAUGGAGGUGACCGUCUGCGAGCACUACAGGGCCGUGGUGAGGGCGCUGGUGGCCGAGGCGCUGGACCUGGUCUCGUUCCUGCAGAAGGUCGCCCUCGGGAACAAGUUCGCCCCGCACCCGUCGGACCUGCUGAGCUCGGAGAGGGACCUGCAGGAGCUACAGAGGGAGGAUUGGGCUCGACUAUGGAUCCAGGUGAUGCGUCAGCUGCGGGAGGGAGUCAAGCUGAAGAAAGUGGAGUACUCUUACGCCCCCAUAGAAUAUGCUCUCACCCCUUAUGAGAUGCUGAUGGAAGACAUACGGUCGCGCAGAUACACCCUAAACAAGGUUAUGGUUAACGGUGACAUUCCUCCUCGGGUCAAGAAAGACGCACACACCAUCAUCCUGGACUUUAUCAGAUCACGGCCACCUCUUAGAAAGGCGUCUGAGCGGAAGCUGUUGCCGCCCCCAAGAAAGAUCUCAUCUCCAAUGGAACUACUGAUGGAGAGCAUCAGGAAGGACCACAACCUCAAACACGUCUCAACGCCCACAAGAGCCAGACCCAUGUCGACUUUGGAUACUGCGUAA